AAGCAGUUGUAACUGUAGCUUCGAUGGACACAAACGUGGUGAACAUUACAAACAAAAGGAAAAUAUAUUAUUAUUUAAAAUGAGCGCGAAGGAGAAAAUUGCACGUGAAAAUGACGUCAAGAGUGAAGUGGUCGACUAUGACGAGUUGCUAGUAGCUGCCGGUGACUUCGGACGAUACCAACUGGGCCUGUUUCUUAGCACAUUUCCGUUCUACGUUCUUGGAUCCUUUUCUUACUUCACUCAAUUGUUCCUAACUGAAACAUCUCCCGACUAUUGGUGUAUGGUGCCUGAGCUACAAAAUGUAUCAAUCUCUGAAAGGAAAAAACUGGCCAUACCGUGGGAUGUAAAUGCUCCGUUUGGAUAUUCACAGUGUCACAUGUAUCAAGCGAACUGGACCGAAGUGUUGAUUUCUGGAGUGACGCCUAAUGAAACCUCAAAGAUAGUGCCAUGUCAAUACGGCUGGGAAUUCGAUACGACUGAAUUCCCUUACCCAACAAUAUCUAGUGAAUUGGGAUGGGUGUGUGACAAAAAUAGCUAUGCUGCUUCUGCACAAUCCAUUUUUUUUGUUGGUUCUAUUUUUGGAGGAUUUCUGAUAGGAUGGGUCUCUGAUCGGUUUGGCAGACUACCAGCUACGGUAGCUAGCAAUUUAGCGGGAGCCAUUGCAGGCGUAGCUAGUAUCUUUGCGACUAAUUUCAUACAAUUUGCAGUAUGCCGAUUUUUCAUGGGAAUAUCGUAUGAUAACUGCAUGAUGAUGAUUUACAUUCUACUUCUUGAAUAUAUUGUACCAAAAUAUAGAACGGUCAUAACAAAUAUGGCCUUCGCUGUCUUCUUCACUAUUGGAGCCGUUGCCCUGCCAUGGAUUGCCCUGGCUUGUGGAGAUUGGAGAACAUUGUCUGUUGCCACCAGCGUGCCGAUGGCUUUCACCUUGUUGGCCCCAUUUUUGUUACCCGAGAGUCCCAGAUGGUUACUGUCUAAAGAUCGGGUUGACGAUGCUGUAACCAAAGUUUUGAACAUUGCUCGUGUCAACAAGAAGCAAGUACCUCAAAGUCUGAUAGAAAAAUUCAAACGAUCUACAAAAAAUAAUAAAGAAGUGCCUGGCAACAUAAUUGAUAUGAUGAAGAGACCACUACUAAGGAAAUUGUUUAUUUGUGCGUGUAUUGAAUUCAUGUGCUGUAUAUUAAUUUUCGAUUCUUUGAUUAGAACAAUAGGACAGUUGAAGUUUGACUUCUUUAUAUCUUUUUCUGUUAUAUCAGUGACUGAACUACCUUCACUAGUUCUUUUGUCAUUCAUAAUGGAUUACACUGGAAGGAAACCUUUACUUAUGGUUGCACUGCUUCUUGCUUCUGUAUUCAGUUACCUAAUACCGUUUGUGGGAGGUGGGUGGCAAUCAGUGUUAUGUGCAGUGGCGGCAAGGUUUGUGAUGAAUAUGGCCUGUAACACUGCUAUGCAGUGGGCAGCUGAAAUGUUACCCACAUCGGUGAGAGGUUCUGGGUCAUCAAUUAUACAUAGUUGUGGAUACAUUGCAACUGUGAUAUCACCAUUUGUAGCAUACCUCGAAAUAUAUUACUUGUGGUUACCAAUGGUUGUCGUUGGCAGCACCGCAAUAUUUGCGGCUUUAAUUAGUAUAACUUUGCCUGAAACAGCCAAAAGAGAUAUGCCUCAAACGUUUGAUGAUGCAGAAAUUUUAAUUAAUAGUCAAGGCUAUUUUGAUUUUCCGUGUCGUAGAAAAAAGCAAAUGGGUCAUGUGCAGGGAUGUGCGAAUGAAAGUUUCGAAUUUAAUUAACUACAGUAACUAAACACUAAAAUAUCUGCACUAAUGCUGUAUUCUUGUUUUUUUCGUUUAUUUUAUGCGAUUGUUUUCAUUGUGAUUUGAAAUAAAAUAUUUUUCAUUGAUAUUUAUGUGUAAUUAUGGAGCUAUUUUUGCGCUAGCGUAUUGUAUGAGCUACAAAUAUAUUUAUCAAAAUGUAAAAGCGAA
Molecule: messenger RNA, 1975 nt
Organism: Trichoplusia ni (cabbage looper)
Lineage: Eukaryota; Metazoa; Arthropoda; Insecta; Lepidoptera; Noctuidae
Product: carcinine transporter-like
Exons: 1
Coding region: 80-1783 (567 amino acids)
Biological process (GO): transmembrane transport
Cellular component (GO): membrane
Molecular function (GO): transmembrane transporter activity
Source: RefSeq, a predicted model, not a curated record